AUGACAACAGAAACAGAUAACCUGGACAACCAUCUUCCCGUCUCGCAUAAUACCCUACGAAAGACAUUUCUGCGUGUCGACUUCCCGGUAGAAGAAUCUGUGCCAGAAACAAUCCUCGAGCCGAAAGAAAUACAUCGCAUCCCAUUCAGUUUUGUCGUGCCUUCUCAUAUCCCGGCGCAAAUGUGCCACCAUACCUGCGCGAAUUGCCAAGUUCACGAAGAACACCUGCAACUUCUCCCGAGCCUAGGCAAAAUAUCGCAAUACUUUGAGAAUACCCACGACAUGUCGCCAUCCGAAGCAGAGAUUACAUAUAGCAUCAAAUUUUCAGUCGUUGAGAAGAUGUCGAACGCAGAAUGGCCGAAAAUCCUCAAAGAAACAACCUACCCGAUUUAUAUCUUGCCUCGACGAUCGGAGAUGGCCCCGCUCCUGCUCGCCCCGGAAAGCAGAUACUACAAAAUAAGAAAGGAAAAGUGCCUCAAAAAGGGGAUACUGCGUUCGGAAGUCGGAACUUUGGUGCUGUCAACUUUCCAACCGCUGGGAAUAGAGUUAUGCCGCGGACCGCAACCCCAAAAUAGUAUUGAAGCAUCAACGACAGUACGAAUCAACCUUCGAUUCGACCCAGCACGUGAGAAAGAGCUCCCACCUCACAUGGUAUCAAGCGAAAUCAAACUCAAAGCAAUGACAUUCUUCGGCAUGGAGCCAUGGUUUAGCUUCCCUGACCAUUCAGGACCAUCGGCUUGGGGUUCCAGGCAGACAUAUUGGUCUGAAACAAUCUCGCUACACUUGGAAGAUUGUUUCAUCAAUUGGAGAAAACAGGCGAAGGCCGAGGGAAGCGAUUUGGCGUUAUUUUAUACGGCGUCUGUUGACAUUUCGAUCGCACUGCCAGAUACUCUGGCGUAUCCGCCUACUUUUCACUCAUGUUUUAUUUCCAGGGCGUAUGCCCUCAAGACAAUACUCUCAUAUCAGGAUCACAGCAAGUGGCGAGGUAGUGCCUCUGCAUCUUUGACUGUUCCUGUGCAGAUUUAUGUGUCGUGA
Penicillium waksmanii is the source of this 1035-nucleotide messenger RNA. RefSeq lists its product as uncharacterized. Bases 1 to 1035 code for a protein of 344 amino acids. The record is from RefSeq and is a predicted model, not a curated record. Lineage: Eukaryota; Fungi; Ascomycota; Eurotiomycetes; Eurotiales; Aspergillaceae. The transcript has a single exon.